AUGGGGAUAGGGAAGAGUACGACAAUUAAUGUGAAUUUCAAUCAUUCGGAUUCAUUUUAUUAUGCUGGUGAAAAAGUAUCUGGAACUAUUUCACUUAAUAAUCCUGAGAAAAAGUUAACUUUAACUAAUGUUUCACUUGCAUUUAUUGGUGAAGUCGGCUAUACAGGACAAAGAACACAUCAUUCUCAUGAUAGUAUAGGUAAUUUACAAUUAGAAAAUCUUACAGGUGACCAUCAAUUACUAUUUAUAAAUACUCAUCUUCAAUUUACUCAUUCGGAAGAUAAUCAGAAUAAAAUAACUCUUGAGCCUGGUCAAUAUUCAUGGCCAUUUGAAUUUACUCUUCCUGAGCAUUUACCACCAUCAUCAGGUUCAUUAACAGAUACAUGUCCUUAUAUAAAAUAUUAUGUACGUAUUACUUUUGACCAACCGUGGUACAAAUUAAGUAAAACACAAACUUAUCCAUUGAUAAUUUUUCCACAUAUUAAUACUUUUAAUAAUGAAAAUAGACAACCUAUUGCUGUGCCUCAUCGACAUCGAAAACAUUUACAUUUUGAUGCCUGUUUAAGUCCUCGAAGUAUUAUACCUGGUGAACAGAUUUCUCUUGAUAUUGAUCUUAAAAAUCAUAAACAAUUAAAAAUAAAAGGAAUUGAAGCAAGAUUAAUUCAACAUCGAGAAAUUGCUCAAAAUCAUCAUGCUGAAGUUAUUUUUAAAAUGGAUUUACCUGUUCCAAAAGAUUUUAUGGAAAUAGAAUUUCAUGAAACUUUUAAUAUAGAUAUACCUUCUGAUCGUCUACCACCUACGUGUAAUUAUACGGUAUCAUCUUCUGGUUUAUCGAUUCGUACUAAUAUUCACUAUGAACUGAAGUUGGAAGUAAAAGUUGAUAAAUGGAAUCAGGAAAUGCAUUUAAGCAUUCCAAUUACUAUCGGAACAGAAUCAUCAUUCGAGCAAUCUGAACUACGAGAAAAAAGUUAUAAUAAAAUGCCAAUAAAUAAUACAACAGUUUCGAAAGAAAUGGAUGUAUCACCUAGUUUUGAAUCGGAAGUUGAAAAUAUAAGAUUAUAA
Molecule: messenger RNA, 1062 nt
Organism: Rotaria sordida
Lineage: Eukaryota; Metazoa; Rotifera; Eurotatoria; Philodinida; Philodinidae
Source: the annotation of a GenBank genome assembly